This is a messenger RNA of Ruditapes philippinarum (Manila clam), 2942 nucleotides long. RefSeq names its product zinc finger protein 271-like. The transcript has 2 exons. The record is from RefSeq and is a predicted model, not a curated record. NCBI's taxonomy places the organism in Eukaryota, Metazoa, Mollusca, Bivalvia, Venerida, Veneridae. Bases 508 to 1869 code for a protein of 453 amino acids.
GAUAGACUCCCUUUGAAAAUUUGCACCAUUUGUAACGAUUGUUGGGAAGAAGAGUUUUUUAGUCUUAAAUAUUGGCAUAAAGUGACAACCACGUGGUACUGGCAGAAAGCAACAACAACAACAAAAACACUGUUGAGCAGUAAAUAUUCCAGUAUUCGAAAAUGUUACAUGAAGAAACAUGUGGCUGAAUAUCCAGUUAAAAAGAAUUAUUUUAUUAAUCAUUGUAGAAAAUUGGUAACCUCAAAAUACACCUGUCAAUACAGUGUGUUUUAAAUCUUUUACUUGUAGAUUCAAUCUUCAAGUAUAUUUAACAAUGUCUACUAGUGAGGAAAGUUUCAGAUGUAAAAUAUGUGAUCGGUUUCUUUCAUCUAGUGGGGAUCUUAAAAAACAUAUGACAAUACACACUGGUGAGAGAAAUUAUGAAUGUGCAAUAUGUCAUCGUUCAUUCACUCAAAGUGGUCAUCUUAAAAGACACAGGAAAAUACACACUGGUGAGAAGAAUCAUGAAUGUGCAAUAUGUCAUCGUUCAUUCACUCAAAGUGUCAUCUUAAAAGACAUAUGACAAUACACACUGGUGAGAAGAAUCAUAUGUCAAUACACACUGGUGAGAAGAAUCGGAAUCAUGAAUGUGAAAUAUGUCAUCGUUCAUUUUUUCAAAGUGGGGAUCUUAAAAAUCAUAUGACAAUACACACUGGUGAGAAGAAUCAUGAAUGUGAAAUAUGUCAUCGUUCAUUUUCUCGAACCAGUAUUCUUAAACAACAUAUGACAAUACACACUGGUGAGAAGAAUCAUCAAUGUGAAAUAUGUCAUCAUUCAUUUUCUCAAAGUGGUCAUCUUAAACAACAUAUGAAAAUACACACAGGCGAGAAGGAUCAUAAAUGUGAAAUAUGUCAUUGUUCAUUUUCUGGAACCAGUAUUCUUAAACAACAUAUGACAAUACACACUGGUGAGAAGAAUCAUCAAUGUGAAAUAUGUCAUCAUUCAUUUUCUCAAAGUGGUCAUCUUAAACAACAUAUGAAAAUACACACAGGCGAGAAGAAUCAUAAAUGUGAAAUAUGUCAUCGUUCAUUUUCUAGAACCAGUAUUCUUAAACAACAUAUGACAAUACACACUGGUGAGAAGAAUCAUAAAUGUGAAAUAUGUCAUCGUUCAUUUUCUCAAAGAAGUAAUCUUAAAACACAUAUGAAAAUACACACUGGUGAGAAGAAUCAUAAAUGUGAAAUAUGUCAUUGUUCAUUUGCUCAGAGAAGUAGUCUUAAAAAACAUAUGACAAUACACACAGGCAAGAAGAAUCAUAAAUGUGAAAUAUGUCAUGGUUCAUUUUCUCAGAGCAGUAGUCUUAAAAAACAUAUGACAAUACACACUAGCGAGAAGAAUCAUAAAUGUGAAAUAUGUCAUCGUUCAUUUAUUGCAAGUGAUUAUCUUAAAAAACAUAUGACAAUACACACUGGUGAGAAGAAUCAUAUAUGUGAAAUAUGUCAUCAUUCAUUUUCUCAAAGUGGUAAUCUUAAACAACAUAUGAAAAUACACACAGGCGAGAAGAAUCAUAAAUGUGAAAUAUGUCAUCGUUCAUUUUCUCAGAGCAGUAGUCUUAAACAACAUAUGAAAAUACACACUGGUGAGAAGAAUCAUAUAUGUGAAAUUUGUCGUCAUUCAUUUUCUCAUAGUGGUCAUCUUAAUCAACAUAUGACAAUACACACUGGUGAGAAAAAUCAUCAAUGUGAAAUAUGUCAUCGUUCAUUUUCUCAAAGUGGUAGUCUUAAACAACAUAUGACAAUACACACAGGCGAGAAGAAUCAUAAAUGUGAAAUAUGUCAUGGUUCAUUUUCUCAGAGCAGUAGUCUUAAAAGGCAUAUGACAAUACACUGAGGCGAGAAGAAUCAUCAAUGUGAAAUAUGUCAUUGUUCAUUUUCUCAAAGUGGUAAUCUUAAAAGGCAUAUGAAAAUACACACAGGCGAGAAGAAUCAUGAAUGUGAAAUAUGUCAUCAUUCAUUUUCUCAGAGCAGUAGUCUUAAAAGGCAUAUGACAAUACACACAGGCGAGAAGAAUCAUAAAUGUGAAAUAUGUCAUGGUUCAUUUUCUCAGAGCAGUAGUCUUAAAAGGCAUAUGACAAUACACUGAGGCGAGAAGAAUCAUCAAUGUGAAAUAUGUCAUUGUUCAUUUUCUCAAAGUGGUAAUCUUAAAAGGCAUAUGACAAUACACACAGGCGAGAAGAAUCAUGAAUGUGAAAUAUGUCAUCAUUCAUUUUCUCAGAGCAGUAGUCUUAAAAGGCAUAUGACAAUACACACAGGCGAGAAGAAUCAUAAAUGUGAAAUAUGUCAUGGUUCAUUUUCUCAGAGCAGUAGUCUUAAAAGGCAUAUGACAAUACACACUGGUGAGAAGAAUCAUCAAUGUGAAAUAUGUCAUGGUUCAUUUUCUCAAAGUGGUAGUCUUAAAAGGCAUAUGACAAUACACUGAGGCGAGAAGAAUCAUCAAUGUGAAAUAUGUCAUUGUUCAUUUUCUCAAAGUGGUAAUCUUAAAAGGCAUAUGACAAUACACACAGGCGAGAAGAAUCAUGAAUGUGAAAUAUGUCAUCAUUCAUUUUCUCAGAGCAGUAGUCUUAAAAAACAUAUGACAAUACACACUAGCGAGAAGGAUCAUAAAUGUGAAAUAUGUCACCAUUCAUUUUCUCAGAGCAGUAGUCUUAAAAAUCAUAUGACAAUACACACUAGCGAGAAGAAUCAUAAAUGUGAAACGGACAAAAGCCCUUCUGUGAAAUAAACAAGGGAGACAAAAGCCCUCCCGUAACCAAAAUAUAUAUGUAUGUUACUGUGUGUUUUUUUUAAUACACUCAACAUAUUAAAAUUUUAAUAUAUAUUUGUAGUUGUUGUUUUCAGUUGACCUUUAUAUAUGUAUCAGCUCAGCUAGAACCACCUUCUUUUCAGAAUAUACCUUUCUGAAAC